CGCAAGAGCCGUUUCCAUCAAUUUCAUCUUGGUUUGCAAUGAUCAAGCUGCACAAUGAACAAAUUGGGAAGAAUCUUGGGAAGACAAAAUGAGCCUCUCUGUCGUGUACGGGUCAUGGCAGGCUUCCGCCGCUCCCUUCACCUCGCGCCCCCUUUCCUCCUUGAAGAUUAUACGCCCCGGUACAUGACAUUGUCCUCUAUUGAUGAAUCCAAGAAGCGAUCUAAGGCUUACGCCCAUCUUUCCAACUGCAAUCUUUGCCCUAGGCUAUGUGGCGUGAACCGCUUCGAUAAGACUGGGAUGUGUCUGAUUGGCGACAACACAAAGGUCAACGUGAUUGCGCCUCAUUUUGGUGAAGAACCAUGCAUACAGGGCCACAAUGGCAGCGGCGCCGUAUUCUUCUCGGGUUGCAACCUCCGUUGUGUCUUCUGCCAAAACCAUGACAUCGCCCACCAACGUAACGGCCAGGAUCUGACGCCCGAGGAGUUGGGCGAAUGGUACAUCAAGCUGCAGCAAGUUGGCCGCGUCCAUAACAUCAACCUGAUCACCCCGGAGCACGUGGUUCCCCAGGUUGUGCUUAGUAUUCUUCACGCGAAGGAACUGGGUCUCAAGGUUCCAAUCAUCUACAAUACCUCCAGUUUUGAUUCGUUGGCUUCUUUGGAACUACUGGAUGGCUUGGUCGACAUCUACCUCCCCGAUUUCAAGGUCUGGGAGGCGGCCACAUCCAAGCGCUUACUGAAGGCGGACGACUAUGCAGCCACAGCACGCGAGAGCAUUAAAGCGAUGCAAAGACAAGUCGGAGAUUUAUGCUUUACCGGAGACGGCAUAGCCAAAAAAGGUCUCCUAGUACGACAUCUGGUGAUGCCGGGAAAAGAAGCAGAAGGGCGGCGGAUCAUGCAGUUCCUGGCCGAGGAAGUCUCCAAGGACUGCUUCGUCAACAUCAUGGAGCAGUAUCGCCCGGAUGCUCACGUUGGCAAGGCCAGGAAACGCACAAAGGACGGCACCGAACAUCAUGAUAAUGAGGUGCGGUACAACGAGAUCAACCGAGCUGUGUCAGGUGACGAGGUUUUGUCGGUGCGCAGGGCCGCAGAGGCAGUUGGUCUAUGGCGCUUUUGCGACCCUCCCCGACACGACGGCUUCAAUAUUUGAGGGCGUGGCCCUUGCAUCGCCUUCAAGACUUCGCCGUGUGCCCCUGUACCUGUGACGAGAGUGGCUUGCCAAAUUAAUGGAACGAUCUUGAAAGGCUAGGCCAUCUGUAAAUGCACCGGACUUCUGCGCCACUUAGGCAGGGGGUUGUUCGGACACAACCAAAGUGUUCAACGAUUCUAGGUACGAGAAGGA
Molecule: messenger RNA, 1338 nt
Organism: Colletotrichum navitas
Lineage: Eukaryota; Fungi; Ascomycota; Sordariomycetes; Glomerellales; Glomerellaceae
Product: radical SAM superfamily protein
Exons: 2
Coding region: 55-1146 (363 amino acids)
Molecular function (GO): catalytic activity; iron-sulfur cluster binding
Source: RefSeq, a predicted model, not a curated record